AUCUGUCGUUUCUUUCCUCCAUAACCCAGACACACAACACCCAUCAUCCAUUCUCUUUUUCUCCCAUUUUUCUUCCCGGUUUUAGUUUUUGCGCGACCAGUUGCAUGCAUUGUUCGUCUCCCAAAAUGGUUUGCGAGACUAAAAUCGUUGCGGACGACCCCGACGCCAUAGCUGGGAACAAGAAAGAUUCUUUAAUAGCUUCCUCGGCGCAAAUGUGGCCAACGAGCGCAUCCAGCAGCGCGUUUGAAAGGAAAGAGCCGAGACGCGAGCAGGUUUUCAUCCGCGACUUUGAACCCAAAGAUGAACCCGAAGUGCGCCGCAUCUUUAACGAAGGCAUCAUGGAGAGGAUACCCAACACAGCAUUCCGCAGUCUGAGACAGCAACCCCACACCCAGUUUCUAUAUGCCGUGCUCACAGUAAUGUGCUUUGUUAUGACCAAGUCUGUCGUGCUGACAUGCUGCACACCUUUUAUUCUAAUGGGAGCACGUUAUUACUAUAGCAGAAAAGUCAUCCUCAACUACCUGGACUGCGCACUCCACACGGAUAUGGCUGAUAUAGAGGCAUACUACAUGAAACCCACAGGUUCUUGUUUCUGGGUGGCGGUGCUGGAAGGUCAGGUGGUCGGCAUCGUAGCGGCACAGGGACGCGAGGAAGACAACACGGUGGAACUCCGCCGCAUGUCUGUGGACUCUCGUUUCCGCGGAAAGGGCAUCGCCAAGGCGCUGGGCAGACGAGUCCUGGAAUUCGCCAUGCACAACAACUACUCGGCCGUGGUUCUGGGAACGACGGCAGUCAAGAUGGCCGCCCACAAGCUGUACGAAUCGUUGGGUUUUCAGAGGGUGGGCGAGAGCCAGGACUACACUUUGCCUGGAAUGAGUCGCUCGCCGCUUGAAAGGCUUUUCUUCCAGAUCCGCUACAGUCGCUACCGGCUCCAGCUCCACGAAGAGUGAAAGAACGUGAGAGUGAAGGGAAGCAUGAGUGAAAGAACGAGCACCAGUGGACGUGAGAGCGCGUAAGAGAGUAUGAACACCGACGACAACCCUCAAAUCGCCCAAACUUAAUCCACUUCUUAAACCUUAAUCGUUUUUUCUUUUUUUUUUUUAUAAAUAAGAUGUGCUUUCUACCACUAUUUCUCUUACUUUUUAACUGUUAUU
Molecule: messenger RNA, 1154 nt
Organism: Trichomycterus rosablanca
Lineage: Eukaryota; Metazoa; Chordata; Actinopteri; Siluriformes; Trichomycteridae
Gene: aspnat
Product: N-acetyltransferase 8-like
Exons: 3
Coding region: 105-950 (281 amino acids)
Cellular component (GO): mitochondrial membrane
Molecular function (GO): L-aspartate N-acetyltransferase activity
Source: RefSeq, a predicted model, not a curated record